Messenger RNA from Gilbertella persicaria, 963 nucleotides. RefSeq lists its product as uncharacterized. Gene Ontology annotation, molecular function: oxidoreductase activity. Lineage: Eukaryota; Fungi; Mucoromycota; Mucoromycetes; Mucorales; Choanephoraceae. Bases 1 to 963 code for a protein of 320 amino acids. The record is from RefSeq and is a predicted model, not a curated record. The transcript has 3 exons.
AUGAACACAUUUUUUAAAGAGAAUUGCCUUGGUUUAGUCUGUGGAGGUAUUGUGUUUUAUCUCGGUCUUGUUCGUUAUUAUCGAUAUCAACAUAUUCAAGCCUUACGUCGUCAAUAUCCUGAUCCUCAGAGCGUGUUGGAAGAUAUAACCAUAGCAAGAGAAAUCCAUGCAGCUACAGUACAAAAAGAGUUUCCUUUUCUAACACUUCGAGGCACUGAACUGGCCUUGUUCAAGACAUUUUCAAUCCCUACCAUUUCAAAACUCUUGGUGGCUACAGGUGAAUUCAAGUCUCGAUGUGCUCGUCGAGCAGAAGAUACAGAGCUGCUGACACUGGAAAUGACCGAAGUUUUUGGUCGUAUUCAAAACCAACGGCUCAAAUGUCCUUAUACAUCUCAGGCAGAUAUCGAUCUUCAAUGGACACGCGCACAAACAGCCGUGAAACGAUUGAAUGAGAUCCAUGGUAAAUACAAGAUUCGAAACGAGGAUUUUAUCUAUACACUUUCCUUGUUUGUGUUUGAACCAAUUGCUUGGGUCAAUCAGUUUGGAUAUCGCGCGAUGGAUCCACGUGAGAUCAAUGUUUAUGCUAACCAAUCCAUUCGUUAUUCAGUCCAUAAUUGGCAAGUGGCUCAACCUACUAUUGAUCAUUUAUUGACACGUUUACCUGCGUGUAUGCGACAUGCCUUUUAUGGUUUUGUUGUCAAAUUAUUGCCUACCUUGAUUGGACAACACGAUGCUGAUGCCUUGGGACUCCCUCGAGCAUCCAGACUGUUGUCUUUUCUGUAUUCAGUCAUGAUGCAAGGAUACGCAUGGAUGGUUCGGUAUUUAAGAUUACCUCGGUCCUUUUUUAUGAUUCGAACUCCCUUUUAUGCAGAUCUACAAGGUCGAUUUAUGCCUGAAUAUCAUGCGUAUCCUAUUGUCUAUCAGGAAGGUUAUCGUAUUGUUGAAUUAGGUACCAAAAAGUAG